CGAGACAAAAAAUCCUUUUAUUAUGCGUUUUAUUUUACAUUUCGCUGACAAGUUUACCUCAGUCAUAAGCCGACUAUUGUAAGAUCGUGUUAGCCCAGUGUUUUGGUGGAAACGAUGUACGGAGGGAUGGAGGUCACCCGCCGCGGUUCUCGGGCGGUCCAGCAGAGGUCGCUGUUUCAGGCCGCUCUCGCGUAACGCCACAGCCGCAGAUGAUAAACAAACAUGCCGCUCGAGUGAAGGUGAACGCGAUGCUGCUGCUUCACCUGGUCUCCGUACUGACGGCGCUGGCGCGCGUCGGCGAGAGCUACACGCUCCGGAGCGCGGUGUCGUGGGCCGCCGCCGGGGACGCGGCGGAGGAAGAGCUGGACACGCACUCCGACGAGGCGCCCGCCGUGCUCGUCGACAACAUCGGCAUCUGGAAACCAGCCUACCCGUCCUCCGUGUACCGGGACGCCUCAGAGAAGAAACCCGAGCAGGUCUCGAAAAGCGAGGACGUGUCCUCCGCGUCCCGCGUGUUCUCGUACCGGAUGGAGGAGGUGAAGGCGCCGUCCAGCGUCUCCGCGCCCCCGCCGCACGAGGACACGGCGAGAGUCGCGCGCUACAUGGCGCACUACAGCGACUGGGGUCACCUGGCGACCAUCUCCACGCAGGAGCAGAUCAAGGGACUUCCUUUUGGAAACAUUUUCUCUGUAAGCGACGGUCCAGCAGACAACAGCACUGGGGUUCCUUAUUUUUAUGUGACGCCGAUGGACAACACUGUAACAGACCUUCGCAGCUUCCCUUUUGCCUCCUUAACAUUUUCUGAGGCAGAGGGAGAUUUCUGCAGGAAGCAGGUUUAUGACCCUGAGGACCCGAGGUGUGCCAGACUCACUUUGACUGGUAAAAUGGUGGAGGUGGGACCAGAAGAGCUUGACUUCGCCAAAGAGGCCAUGUUCUCCAGGCAUCCUGUCAUGAAGAAGUGGCCCCCUGGACAUAACUGGUUUUUCAUGAAGCUGGUUCUGCAGCAGGUUUGGCUUCAGGACUGGGUUGGAGGAGUCUCUGUCAUUCAGCUUGAAGAGUAUUUCAAAGCGUCCCCUUUCUGAGAGAAAAGAUCAACGAAAGAGCGGUAUUAGCAGAACCCACCUGAUUGUGUACAGAAGGUGGCCAUGCUUUUUGUUACAAACUACUUUUAACUGGUGUUUUUUCUGGCCACGAUGCCGGUUCAGUGCCUCUGAACAUAUUGCUGAGGAUUUAUUGAAUGUAUAAAUGACGUUAAAGGAAGCAUAGCAUUAUCUAUAAAACAAUUUCACGGCCGCUUAAUGUUGGAGAUCUUUAUUACGUGUACACCGCACUGAAAGGAAAGCCAUUCGUUCAUUAUAAAUAAACAAAUCUCUCAUGCUAAAUAAAUCUACCACAGGCCUUCAUACUUGAGUACACAGAGAUAGGGUAUAUACUGAAUAGUUGUUGAGUUCUCGGCCGUUUUCUCUGAAACGUCACUGUAUUGAAGGUUUGACAAUUCAUUAAUAGCUGAAAUGUGUGUGUGUUUGUGCGCAAAAGAUUUUUUCAUUGGUAUUUAUGGCAUCUAAUGCUCUUCAAGUUCAGUUUCAGGUCAGCAUUUAUACUUCUCAAGGACAGCGACUCACGGUACAGUACAUGACCUCAUGUGUUACACUACCUUUACGCAAUUACAAUGUAAUUGACACCUUAAUGAAAUAUCUCAAAUAUCUGUUUGUGCCUUGCGUUACCUCUUUACAAUGAUAUACAUGUGCUGCACAAUUACAAUAAAAGCAUAAAAAAUACA
Puntigrus tetrazona (Sumatra barb) is the source of this 1780-nucleotide messenger RNA. RefSeq names its product cellular repressor of E1A-stimulated genes 2 (gene creg2). NCBI's taxonomy places the organism in Eukaryota, Metazoa, Chordata, Actinopteri, Cypriniformes, Cyprinidae. The coding region runs from base 210 to 1082 and encodes 290 amino acids. The record is from RefSeq and is a predicted model, not a curated record. The transcript is spliced from 4 exons.